GCCCGCGCCGCGGCGGGAAAAUCCGACCUGGCCGCGCACCACCACCCCUUCUCGGCCCUCCUGCGUUUGCCCAGGGUCGGCCCGCAGUGAUGGAGGAGGAGGCGGAGACCGAGGAGCAGCAGCGAUUCUCUUACCAACAGAUGGGGUUUUCGUGAGGGUACAACGUCGGCAUUAGACACUCCAGGUGACGCCCGUAGCGCGGUGGGCGUUCGGGCCGGAGCUCUGGAACGCUGGCCCUGGAGGCGUCGACCCCUCGUUACUGAUGCAGGGACGCGGUGCGGACCAGUCAGGCCCAGAGCUCGUCCUUAGAUGUGGGUUCGAAUCUCUACCCCGCCAACCUGUGAUCGUAUCGACUCGGCCCAGAUGCAAUUUUCUUCUCUGCAAAAUCGUCAUAAGAAUAACCACUUGUCAGGGUAGCUGCGGGCAUCCCAUUCGUUCCUUUCAUCAGCGCCGGGCAUAUGGGGCGUCAGAGGCUGAGAACGUUGCCGUGAAGAGGCUUAAAAGCAAGACCCGGAGUGGCGACCUUAAAGAGGACGGACUGAAGAAACGCGGGAAUGAGCUCCAGACGCGGGAGUUUCCUCUCUACAAAGUUACACUGCAGCAGCUGUCUACCCUGCCCCUUGUAUUUUGAGAAGUUCAAACCUUCAGAAAAGUUGCAAGAACAUGAGGCUAAAGGCAGCAGUUCACUAUACUGUGGGUUGUCUUUGCGAGGAAGUUGCAUUGGACAAAGAGAUGCAGUUCAGCAAACAGACCAUUGCGGCCAUUUCGGAGCUGACUUUCAGACAGUGUGAAAAUUUUGCCAAAGACCUUGAAAUGUUUGCAAGACAUGCGAAAAGAACCACAAUUAACACUGAAGAUGUGAAGCUCUUAGCCAGGAGGAGUAAUUCACUGCUAAAAUACAUCACAGACAAAAGUGAAGAGAUUGCUCAGAUUAACCUAGAACGAAAAGCACAGAAGAAAAAGAAGUCAGGGGAUGGAAGCAAAAAUUCAAAGCAGCCAGCAGAGGCUGGAGUGGUGGAAAGUGAGAAUUAAAGUCCCUCGCCGCUUGGAAAGUGCAGCCUUCUACAGGUAGAGCCACCUAGAAAUGCAUAUGGCUGCAAAGGAAACUUUGAAGGGUUAAAUAGAGAUUUAAAAAAAUAAAAUAAAAAGGCUGGGCUAGGGUGCUUUUUGUGCUGAAUUCUCCACAUUGUUAACUGCCAAAGCUAGUUUUAGAGAAUGAGAAAGUCUUAAGCAAAAUACUCCCAGGUCUCACUCCAGAACAUAAAAAUGGUGUGUGAUCAAAUGGUAUAUAUUAGAAAUUACAUCUAUUGUAAUUAAAAUUGUGUGAGCAAUUAAACAUGGUUGACUUUUUCAAGCAAAAAUCAGUUCAUCUUUUGAUGUAAUUUUCUAGGCUAAAUGGCAAUCUCUGAAAGAUGAAUAAAGCUAUAUUUAUUUA
Messenger RNA from Pan troglodytes (chimpanzee), 1435 nucleotides. RefSeq names its product centromere protein S (gene CENPS). Gene Ontology annotation, cellular component: Fanconi anaemia nuclear complex; FANCM-MHF complex. NCBI's taxonomy places the organism in Eukaryota, Metazoa, Chordata, Mammalia, Primates, Hominidae. The coding region runs from base 664 to 1032 and encodes 122 amino acids. Gene Ontology annotation, biological process: replication fork processing; resolution of meiotic recombination intermediates. The record is from RefSeq and is a predicted model, not a curated record. The transcript is spliced from 6 exons. Gene Ontology annotation, molecular function: chromatin binding; protein heterodimerization activity.